Molecule: messenger RNA, 1068 nt
Organism: Pochonia chlamydosporia 170
Lineage: Eukaryota; Fungi; Ascomycota; Sordariomycetes; Hypocreales; Clavicipitaceae
Exons: 1
Coding region: 1-1068 (355 amino acids)
Source: RefSeq, a predicted model, not a curated record
AUGACUACGGAACCAGAAGCACAGCCUGAUUUCCAUCCCAAAAAUGAAAUCGACAAAAAAAUUGCCGCCCGACUCACAGAAAUCUGGAGAAAAGACGCUAAAACCUGGAAGCCGAAAGUACGGCUAGAAUUUCGAAACCUUUGUCCGCACGCUCGAGUUACUGCAGGUACCUGCAUAGCGAGCAGUCACAAGCUGCACCGGGCAAUAUGCGGACGCAAGGCCACAGAUGCUGAAUACAUCAUUCUUAGCACUCUGUUUGGUACCGAGAACAUAGAAAGACUUGUUUGGGGGGCUGAAUUCAAAAAGCGGACUCAUCCGUACCCACACGAGGAAGGUAUAGUGACCAGUGAAGACAAAAGAGCCUUGAAGGCCGCAGCGAAGUCAGGCAGUAAUGAUGAUGGGGAAGCACGGCGAGCCCAUAUCGAAGGCGAUGGCACAAAAAUAGGGGUUUCCAAGGAGCAGGAUGAGUCUAAGAAAAUAAAUCUAGGCCAAGAGAGGCCCCGACCUAUUCCCAGGACUGAGGCGACUGCGAAGGAAGAGGAGUUUGAAGCUUGGGGGGCCAAAAAAGAUACUGAUGGCCUAGGUUGGAUUCGGCAAGGCUUUGAUGAUAUCAAGGGUGAUAUGAAAAAGAUUUUUCGGGGCAUAGAAAGCAUCAAGGAAGAAGCAGAUUCCACUGGGGCAGGUCCUAAAAAGAUCAAAACCGAAACGGCUGAGGAGGAUGGGCUACUGGCUAGUAUCAAACCAGCCUGUAACAACCCCGGUGACGUUGGAGAAGAUAACGUCCAAGAACCCAGCACGAGAGCGGACGAACGGACGAGCGGCAAGCGAAAAAGGAACCGCAAUUCAACAUUACGGGUCAGGAGGCGCAAGACAAACAGCAGGCAGUCCUCCAACGACGUGGAGACGCUUCCAAUGAAACUCAAUGCACUGGAAAGUCGAUGUAUUGCCCAAGAGGAGAAAUCAGUCGCGCUGGAGGCAAUUAUUGCCGACAGAAACGAAGAGAUUGAGACGUUGCGGCAGCAAGUUGAUACGAUUUGGCGUUACCUGGCGCUGGAUCCCGAGAUGUGA